UUCCCAUUUUUCCCAUAUCCAAAUCCUUCAAAUUUCAUCUCAAUUUCAAGAACAGAAACAAAAUUCACAUCUGGGUCUUCGUUUUUUCGUGUUUUUGAAUCUGGGUUUUCUCUAGAAGAUCGGAAUAUGUCCGUCUCCGUCGCCGUUUCGAAUUCGCCGGGGUUUUCCCCUUCGUCCUCGAUGUUCUGCAACAAGGCGGCGAUCAUUUCUCCGGCGCCGGAAGCUCUAACACUGACGUUGGCUCAUUUGAAGUCGUCUCAGCCUUCGUCGUCUUGCUCGUCUUCGCCGUCUUCCCCUUCUUCCCCUUUUUGGAUUAGGUUUCCAAAGCCCCCUUCUGGGCUUUCCGCCGUGGCGCCAAUGGCCUCCACUUCUUCUACUUCGUCUCCGACGUCGUCCAACUCGAUCACGAAGAGGAAGAGACCAGCGAGGUUGGAUAUUCCGUUGACGCCGUUGAGCUUUGGAGCUCUGGCGUCGCCGUCGUCGUCGUUCGGGGACGUGAUGGAGGCCGAGAGAGAUGGGUAUUCUGUUUAUUGCAAGAGAGGGAGGCGGAGAAUCUCCAUGGAAGAUCGGUAUUCAGCCGCUGUUGAUCUUCGUGGCGAUUCUAAAGUGGCAUUUUUUGGUGUAUUUGAUGGACAUGGCGGUUCAAAGGCGGCAGAAUUUGCAGCAAAUAACUUAAAGAAGAACAUAAUGAACGAACUUGAAAGAAUAGCUGACUAUGAACAAGCCAUUAAACAUGGCUACCUCACCACAGAUUCUGAUUUCCUCAAGGAAGAUCAACGCGGUGGGUCAUGUUGUGUAACAGCCCUGAUCAAGAAAGGCAACCUUAUUAUCUCCAACGCCGGUGACUGCCGUGCCGUUCUUAGCAGCAAGGGCGUCGCAGAAGCCAUAACCUCCGACCACCGCCCGUCUCGAGAAGACGAAAGACAGCGAAUCGAGUCGAGGGGUGGAUAUGUUGAUCUCUGCAAUGGCGUUUGGAGAGUCCAAGGAUCUCUAGCUGUAACAAGAGGGAUUGGAGAUGCUCACUUGAAACAAUGGGUGAUAGCAGAGCCAGAGACAACGUCGAUACGGAUCGAAGCUCGACACGAGUUCUUGAUCUUAGCCUCCGACGGGUUAUGGGAAACGGUGAGCAAUCAAGAAGCAGUGGACAUCGUGCGCCCAUUAUGCGUGGGGAUUGAGAAGGCAACGCCAUUGGAGGCCUGUAAAAAGCUCGUGGAGCUAUCACUUUCAAGAGGCUCAGUGGAUGAUAUUAGUGUAGUUCUUAUUCAAUUGCCUAACUUCAUUUGAUUUAGGAGGUGUUUAGACUAACCCAUAAUCCAAUCUAAUUUUCUUAGUGUAAUUGAUUCAUCAAAUUCUUUUGUAUUUAAUAAACUAUAGAGGUUCAAAUGAUCUCGAUCUCGAACGAA
Molecule: messenger RNA, 1403 nt
Organism: Cucurbita moschata (crookneck pumpkin)
Lineage: Eukaryota; Viridiplantae; Streptophyta; Magnoliopsida; Cucurbitales; Cucurbitaceae
Product: probable protein phosphatase 2C 25
Exons: 4
Coding region: 127-1284 (385 amino acids)
Biological process (GO): protein dephosphorylation
Molecular function (GO): cation binding; protein serine/threonine phosphatase activity
Source: RefSeq, a predicted model, not a curated record